AUGGAACAACAACUACCAGAGGUUACGGUAAUACUCUUGGAUGGAUCCAAGAAUAUGUUAUCAUCAUCAAAUCAAUUAGAAACAAAAUUUGAUAGUUCAAGAUAUUUAAUCUUACAUUAUUUACAAAAGUGCAAAUGGAAUACAUUAUCUGUGAUAUCAUUCGCUUCUGAAUGUCAAAUUUUACACAGUUUUACCAAAAAUCAUGAUUCGUUAAUCAUGACGAUAAACGAAUGGAAAUUUACACCCGAAGAUUCCAACCGAGAAAUGAAGGCAGCGUGCGAAUUCGUUGAACAAUAUGUUACAAAUACAUUCGGUCCGGAUCAAGUGUGUCAGAUAAUAAUUUUAACGGAUGGGAGUUCUCCACAAGGACGAGAUCUUUCAGAGGAGGACGGGUCUCGACCGAUACAAUUUCGUAAUCCAUUAUGGAAAUUACAUUUAAUCUGUUUAUCUGAUGCGAUAACAAAAAGUGAACAUACACAAUCAAAGUCACGAAUUCUUGAAGAAUAUAAGAAAUUGUUAAAUCGUCGAAUUCCUCAAAGAAUCACAAAAAAUCAUCCAAAAGGCGUCUAUACACUUGAAAAGGAAGUCUUGCCAAGUAGAGGAUUACUUUUGUGCGGACAAUUACGUUUUCCUAUUAAAGUAUAUCCUGUACUCCCUGAUGUAGACUACGUUCAUGAAAUGACAAAGACAUUGUCCAUUGUUGCAUUUAAAUCAAAGGAAAAAUUUCUUAUAGAACCAUCUAUUCUUCGACUAUGGAUAUUUAUCGAUGAAGAAUAUGGCGACAAAAAAGAGGAGGAUAAACCUUUACAAAAUCAUUCUGAAUUUUUUCCUGUAUUAGGGGAAUGUCUCAGAAAAGAAAAUCGUGUCGCGAUAGUUUGGAUGAAAGGUGAUAAUUACGCUACAAUCGAACCUCCUCCGAUUACAGAUGAUCAAGAUCCCAAUGAGCAAGGUUCAUUUAUGUACUUCACCAUAUAUAAAUCUGAAAAAGGAAAUAAUUUGUUAUCAAAAUCGUCAUCGUCAUCUUCAAUAACGCAACCACCGAAAAGCUAUGUUUCCGGAUAUAUAGAUUUACCAACGCCCGAGCAUGUUGAGAGUUUGUUAAAUAAGAUGUCGCGCUAUCUCAUAAAUUUACCUGAUGACGCUCUGAAAUUAAAGAACGUGGUUCAACAAAUGCAACAGAUUAUAGAGAUCUUUAGUUACAGACCACUCAAAGAGCAAGUUAUCGAUAGGUUACAUGAUGUCAGGAUUCAAACUGUGGAGGCUGAUAUUAGACAAAUACUUGCCGAGUGCUUAUUAAUGUUAGGCGAAGACAUAGUAUCUGAAAACGAUGAGGAUGAUCAGUUUAUUUAUUAUGAAGAUUCUGAACAGAGAGAGGAAGAUGAUAAUGAAGAUGAUGAUAAUAUUAAUAACCAAGUAAUAAUGAUUAUAAAUUUACCGAGAAGUGAAGGCGGAUACUUGGCAUAUUGGAUGUUAUUUGUUUCAAUUUUAGCAAUAUUUAAUACAAUUCAAAAUUUUCUUACGCUUUCUUUAACGAAGAGAGUUUAUUCUGCAAGACCCAAUCAAGUCACGAAGUUAACGUCAAGAACAUUUGCAACAUGGACGUUCUUAUCAGCUAUCGUACGAAUAUAUGCAGCAUACAAUAUAACUGAUGUAAAGACUGCAACAAUCAGUGCAGGAUGGAUAUCCCCAAUUAUAAUUGCAA
This is a messenger RNA of Funneliformis caledonium, 1702 nucleotides long. The record is from the annotation of a GenBank genome assembly. Lineage: Eukaryota; Fungi; Glomeromycota; Glomeromycetes; Glomerales; Glomeraceae.